This is a messenger RNA of Meyerozyma guilliermondii ATCC 6260, 1437 nucleotides long. It is a transcript of the gene POP2, whose product is annotated as CCR4-NOT core DEDD family RNase subunit. Lineage: Eukaryota; Fungi; Ascomycota; Pichiomycetes; Serinales; Debaryomycetaceae. Gene Ontology annotation, molecular function: poly(A)-specific ribonuclease activity; nucleic acid binding. Gene Ontology annotation, cellular component: P-body; CCR4-NOT complex; CCR4-NOT core complex. The coding region runs from base 1 to 1437 and encodes 478 amino acids. The record is from RefSeq and is a predicted model, not a curated record. The transcript has a single exon.
AUGAGCGUGAACCCGCAUCUUCAAUAUCUACAACUGCUUGAGCAGUUUGGUCUGUCGCCCCAGAUGGCCCAGCUUCAGCUCCAGCAACAACAGCAGCUCCAACAACAGAGACAACAGCUUUUUAGCCAGCACAUCCAGCAACAACAACAGCAGCAGCAACAACAACAACAUGUUCCACACCAGUUGGGUAACCUGAUUGGAAACCUGAUUGGAAACCUGAUCGGGAAUCCAUCUCCAAGCCAGGUCAAUCCACUUUUGGCUGCUAUUAAUGGUCAUCAGGGCCAGAACCAAGGCCAGCAAACACAGCAGAGUAUGGGCGGCACCUCUAGUCUUCCCAAUCUUCCCAAUCUUCUGUCUUUGCCCAUGCAAUCUCUACAAUCGAUGCAGAAUGUUCAGAAUCUUCCGCCGUCUCAAACCAUGAAUAUGCUCCAGUCUCAGAUCCAGUCUCAGCCCCAGCCCCAGCAACCUCAGAUGCCGUUGAUCAAGGAGGUUUGGGCUAGUAACUUGGAACAUGAGUUUCUGUUGCUUCGUUCGUUCACCAACGACAAGUCUUCCACUGUCUAUAUUGCCAUGCAUCAAGAAAUACCAGGUAUCGUUGCAAGACCUAUAGGUACUUUCAAGUCAUCUUCCGAUUACCAUUUCCAAACAUUGAGAUCCAACUCGGACUUGUUGAACUUGAUCAAGUUGUCGUUGUGUGUAACCAAGGUCAAUGGCCAUGAGUUCACUACAUCGGUGAUUUGGCAGUUCAACUUUGCCUACGACCUUUCCAAGGAAAUGUACAACGAGGAGCAUUUGUCGAUGCUCGCCCAGGGGUCGCUGGUUAACCUCCAAAUGCACAUGACACAGGGUAUUCCUCAUUUUUCUUUCGCAGAGUUGAUGAUUGAAUCGGGAUUGCUUUUGGACACAUCGGUUAAUUGGAUCAGCUACCACGCCGGUUAUGACUUGGGCUAUUUGGUCAGCUUGUUGUCCAACGAUAUGCUUCCCGUUGACGAGAAAGACUUCUUUUGGUGGUGCUCCAAAUACUUUCCCAAAUUCUACGAUUUGAAGUUUAUUGGCUCCAACAUAAAUACAAAGUCUAUUAAUGGAAACUUGGCCGACAACUCCAACGAAAAGAAUGGCUCCAAGAACAAACCUUCAAUUGAGUUUUUGGCUGAAGAACUUCACUUGUGGCCUAUCUCUCCAUUAGUGAGACAAUACUUUGCGUCGGCUUCCCAGACACCAUACUCAGCACAGCAGAAUCAACAGAUGUCAUCAUCUUUGCAAGCGUUUUUAUCUAUGGAAUGCUUCAAGGAAAUCUUGAGAAGAUCUGGCUUUGAUGCGACCAGUUUAGACCGAUUUAAAGGAAUGAUUUGGGGUCUUGGUACAGUCCACAAUCCCUCAUCUGCAGAUACCGAGUUUAGCGAUUUACAACUUAAUGGGUCUCGAUUUACAACUUAA